This is a messenger RNA of Benincasa hispida (wax gourd), 1121 nucleotides long. RefSeq names its product Ribosomal protein L7Ae/L30e/S12e/Gadd45 family protein. NCBI's taxonomy places the organism in Eukaryota, Viridiplantae, Streptophyta, Magnoliopsida, Cucurbitales, Cucurbitaceae. The record is from RefSeq and is a predicted model, not a curated record.
UAUUUGAACUCCACAACUGCAUUACUUCACCCAAAUUUCAAAUAAAGCCGCGAGUGGGCCGUGGAGAAGGCAGCGCUAGUUCGUCUUCAUCCUGUUCCACAACGUUGUCUUCCAAUCGGAGAACGCCGCCGUUAUUUCUCUCCAGACUUUGAAGCUUCUACUCUUUCCAGCAAGUUUUCAGUCAUGGGAAAGAAGGCUAAAUCUUCUGCUCCUGAUGCAGUCCUUCAAUCCAAACCUAACGAAGAUUCCUACGAAGGAGAACGUCUCGAUGAGUUUCUACAAUCGAUUCAGAGAGAGAUAAAGACAGCAAGAUUUCUGAAUGCGGAAUCCUUGCCGGAAAAAAUUUGGCUUAAGAAACAAUUCGCAAUUGGAGUUAAUGAGGUUACUAGAGUCCUUGAACGGAUGACACCAAGUGGAGAUUCUGCUCGCAUAAUGAACCCUAAUUAUAAGGCGUGUACAGUCAAGCUUCAGGCUGUACUGUUAACAGCCAAUUGCAACCCUCGAUGGUUGACAAACCAUGUGCCAAGCUUGGCCAUGUCUAGGAAGGUACCAUUGAUACUCGUAAAAGAUAAAGAAGGGUCAUUAAGGUUAGGUGAACUCGUUAACCUUAAAACAGCAAUUGCAAUUGGAAUAAAGGCGAAUGGAAGCCCUGUCAAUCAACUUAUUGAUGAAAUUCUUCAAAGAAAAACAUAAAAACACGUUUCAUGAGUACAAAGUUAUUGGGUGUACAGUAGUGAUAUGAAAUUGAAGCAAAUUAUUGUCUUCUUUCUUCUAGCAGCCUGAAAUUUCUUGCUUGCUAAUCACAUGAAAUGGAUUUGAGUUGAUUCAUUCUAGAUAAUGACCACCACUAUGGUUGGAAAGAUAGUUCAUUAGACUUUUAGUUGAAAUAAUAUAGUAAAGUAUGGUGUAUUAUUAUAAGGAAAGUUUGCAGAAGUCUGAGAUUGUAGGAUAGUAAUUGAUAUGUAAUUCUUUGUUUUUUGGAGUAGAAUUGGAGUAGGGGAUUCAAACCAUAGGUCUUGUGAUCACUAACAUGCUCGUAUGUUAGUUGAGGUACAAUCACUUGGACAAUUCGUUUGUAAUUCAUUGAUUAUUUGAAUUGGGGAUUAUUUAUUUUUUGAAAA